CCGUUUUUUGCAGCUGCGCUCACCACGGGCUCUGGGCUCAGCUCCGCGGACUCCCGGCUCCCGGCGUGGGCGCCAUGGUGCUGUGCCCGGUGAUCGGGAAGCUGCUGCACAAGCGCGUGGUGCUGGCCAGCGCCUCCCCGCGCCGUCAGGAGAUACUCAGCAACGCGGGUCUGAGGUUUGAGGUGGUCCCCUCCAGGUUUAAAGAGAAGCUGGACAAAGCCUCCUUCGCCACUCCGUACGAGUACGCCAUGGAGACCGCCAAGCAGAAGGCCUUGGAGGUGGCCACACGGAUGCACCAGAAGGACCUGCGGACGCCCGACGUGGUCAUCGGGGCCGACACGAUCGUGACGGUCGGGGGGCUGAUUCUGGAGAAGCCGGUGGACAAGCAGGACGCCUACAGGAUGCUGUCCCGGUUGAGUGGGAAAGAGCACAGCGUGUUCACAGGCGUCGCCAUUGUCCACUGCUCCAGCAACGACCGUCAGCUGCACACCAGGGUCUCGGAAUUCUACGAGGAAACGACGGUGAAGUUCUCGGAGCUGUCUGAGGAGCUGCUCUGGGAAUACAUCCACAGCGGGGAGCCCAUGGACAAAGCUGGCGGCUACGGGAUCCAGGCCCUGGGCGGGAUGCUGGUUGAGUCUGUGCACGGGGACUUUUUGAACGUCGUGGGCUUCCCGCUGAACCACUUCUGCAAGCAGCUGGUGGAGCUCUACUACCCACCCCGCCCGGAGGACCUGCGGCAGCCCGUCCAGCACGACUGCAUCCCGGCCGUGGACACCUUCGAAGACCUCAGUGAUGUGGAGGGGGGCGGCUUGGAGCCUGCUCAGAGGGAGACGGGCAGCCGCGACGAGAAGGCCGAGGUGGGAGCGGCCGGACAGGCCACGGCCGAGGCCGAGUGCCACAGGACUCGGGCGACCCUGCCCCCGUUCCCCACACGCCUCCUGGAACUGCUGGACGGCUUUAAACUAUCAAAGGCCCUGCUCACUGCUUGCAAGCUGAAGGUGUUCGAUUGGUUAAAACGUGAAGCACCCCAGAAGGCGCCAGAUAUUGCCAGCAAAGUGGACGCCUCUGCGUGUGGAACGGAGAAGCUUCUGGACGUCUGUGCUGCCAUGGGGCUCCUGGAGAAGACACAGCAAGGUUACAGUAACACGGAGACAGCCAACCUUUACCUGGCGUCGGACAGUGAGUACUCUCUGCACGGCUUCAUGUUGCAAAACGACGACGUCAUCUGGAACCUCUUCACGUACCUGGAGUUUGCCAUCCGAGAGGGGAGAAACCAGCACCACAGGGUGCUGGGGAAGAAGGUGGAAGAUCUAUUCCAGGACGCGUACUACCGGAGCCCGGAGACGCAACUGCGGUUCAUGCAGGCCGUGCCGGCGGCAAAGCUGACUGCGCGCCAGGUGGCCACCGCCUUCGAUCUGUCCCGCUUCUCCUCCGCCUGCGACGUGGGAGGUGGGUAGCCCCCCCCCCCCACCCCUCCAGAGCUCUCCUUCCUUUCGUUGAUUAAGCCGCGGGCAUCUUC
Macaca mulatta (Rhesus monkey) is the source of this 1519-nucleotide messenger RNA. Lineage: Eukaryota; Metazoa; Chordata; Mammalia; Primates; Cercopithecidae. The record is from RefSeq and is a predicted model, not a curated record.